AUGAAUCAGUGCCCCGUGUCACAGACCAACAUCUCUAACGCCUCUAAUGUUGGCCUUGGGGAGAAGGGACAUCGGGGAUGCCUCACACAAGAAAGUGUCAUCACAAGAAUAGACAAUCUGAAAAAGACUUUUGUCCAAAUCCACCAACUAGUGACAGCAGAGGAUCUACUGGAAAGGUAUGGCCAUGCUGCUAUCUGUGGAGCCCCAGGAGACGGGAAAACUAGCAUUGCACUGAUGCUCUGUAAGAAAUAUCUCAAGAAACAUUAUGAGGUAUUGUUCAUAGAACAUAUUGAACAGUUUGAUGUGAAUGUGAUCAUCAAACGGCACAAUCACAUGUAUAUUGUCUUCGAUGACAUUUUCGGCUCCGUUACAUUUCCAACUAAUUUAGAAAACACACAGAAAGUGUUCAGUGCCCUUGACGAAGCUUUACAGAUUGACAUUCUGGAGAAGGAAUGUAAGACCAGAUCCAACCAGGGUAGGAGACAAAUGGAACCAGACCAGGAUAAAUCACAGCCAAGUGAGAAGGAAUCACAACAGACAUUCAAACUCCGCUUCCUUUUCACAUCCCGAACCUACAACUGGAAUGAGGGACGUGCAAGACUCCAUCAGUUCAAAGUCAACCUUUUUAACCUGCAUGUUGUCAUUGAUUUAAGUAAGAAAUGUCUCACAGAUGACGAAAAGGAGACUAUUCUCAGGUCCCACAUGCGAAGAUACCCAAUGUGUGAUAUCUCUAAGGAAGAUGUGAAGACUAUCGCUCAUUGA
Molecule: messenger RNA, 762 nt
Organism: Haliotis rufescens (red abalone)
Lineage: Eukaryota; Metazoa; Mollusca; Gastropoda; Lepetellida; Haliotidae
Exons: 3
Coding region: 1-762 (253 amino acids)
Source: RefSeq, a predicted model, not a curated record